This is a messenger RNA of Neurospora tetraspora, 492 nucleotides long. RefSeq lists its product as uncharacterized. Bases 1 to 492 code for a protein of 163 amino acids. The record is from RefSeq and is a predicted model, not a curated record. NCBI's taxonomy places the organism in Eukaryota, Fungi, Ascomycota, Sordariomycetes, Sordariales, Sordariaceae. The transcript is spliced from 3 exons.
AUGUCCUCCUUCACCCUGGCCCUGGUAAUCUCCUAUGAUUCGCCAGGUGCCUGGGUGUGUUUGGCGAUGCGAUCAACCAUUUCGCCCGCUGCGCUGAUGGGCAAGCCUAAGGGCAAAGCCAACACUGCAGUACUGAGCGGUAACAUGAUUGACAACCAGGCCGAUCCCACUCCGUACACCACUGUGGACAGCCCGGAUCUCAGUCUUCUACAGCGUCUGGCGCAUCCUACACUACCCCCCCAUGCGGGCUAUCACAACCUCGACAAAGUCCAUGACGUUGUUGGGGAGAUUCCAAACCAGCCGGCGCAACUCAUGCACGCUCUGCACGCUCUGCACACUGGGCUUGACGGUGCCGAGGAGGAGAUUAAGCGCCUCAAUGCGCGCAUCGAGCGCUUUACUGCCGCCACUGCCGAGGCUGCUGAAGCUAUGACUGCUAUGGUGGAAGAUGAGUCGGACUCCGACGAGGAGUUGCUGGCUUUCCUGAAUUUCUAA